Amphibalanus amphitrite is the source of this 4493-nucleotide messenger RNA. Its product is annotated as glutamate receptor ionotropic, kainate 2-like. NCBI's taxonomy places the organism in Eukaryota, Metazoa, Arthropoda, Thecostraca, Balanomorpha, Balanidae. The record is from RefSeq and is a predicted model, not a curated record. Gene Ontology annotation, biological process: synaptic transmission, glutamatergic; monoatomic ion transport; modulation of chemical synaptic transmission. Gene Ontology annotation, molecular function: glutamate-gated receptor activity; transmitter-gated monoatomic ion channel activity involved in regulation of postsynaptic membrane potential. The coding region runs from base 467 to 3145 and encodes 892 amino acids. Gene Ontology annotation, cellular component: postsynaptic membrane; plasma membrane. The transcript is spliced from 19 exons.
ACGGUCUGGAGUUGGACGGAGCAGUGGCCUCUCCAGUCGCGCUGGAACACUCAGCCGAGCGGUACACCGUUGUUACGUUCUGUUCGGACGGCACGUGCCCCAGGGGUCUACACGCCGCCGGUAAAAAUAAAUCCCUCCGAUCGGUGUUCGACCCAGGUGCUGGCGGGGCGUGCACAGGUGCGCGGCGCCGCUCAGCCCCGGCCCCCGGUCGGUGGAUCUGGGACAGCCGAGAGCCGCGGAGUGUCGGCGGAAAACUGGCCGAGGAUCGAGGGAGUGAGUGCGGCACAGGUGUGGAGCAGAGGUGAACAAAGGGCGGCCGAUCUGCCGGCGUGUGAGCGGGUGAGGAGACACGGUCCGCGCCAGCAGCGGCGGAUUGUGGGAGGUUGUGCGAGUGUCGGAGGGCGUCACUGACGAGGAGCACUGGAUAAAAGACAGACAUCCGUUGGUCCAGAGGACGGUGCAGACAAUGUGUCGACUAUGGGUUCUGGCGCUCUGCUGUCUGUCUGUGGUCUCCACAGUCUCCGCGGUGGACGCCAUAGUCGGCGCGCUGCUGAUGCCCACGGACCCAGAGCAGCUGCUGAAGGAGCAGGCGCUGCGGAACGCCCAGUACGCCGUCAACCACAACAGUAACCGCUCCACCACCGUCAACAUCACCGUGGAGCGACUGGGUGACGGAGAGCAGAGCUUCACCACCUCCAGACGAGUGUGUCAGCUAUUCGAGAAGGGCGUGGUGGCCAUCCUGGGCCCCAGCUCGGACCUCCUCUCCGACCACGUGCGCUCCAUGUGCGACCACAAGUCGGUGCCGCUGCUGGAGACGAGGUGGAGCCCCGCCUCCCGGCGACCGCAGGCUUCCAUCAACCUCCACCCGCACACGGGCACUCUCAGUAAGGCCGUAGCCGACAUUCUGCGCCUCAGCGGCUGGCGCAAUGUCUCCGUGGUCUACGAAGAUAACCAGUCGCUGAUCAGCGUUCAGGAUGCGCUGAAGCUCACCAUGGGCAACGACUCCAUCCGAAUCACCGUGAAGCAGCUGCCUCCAUACGGAGACUAUCGUCACAUGCUGCGCAAACUGCGGGACGAAGGUGCAGUCAACUUUCUGGUCGCCUGCAGCAGAGAUAACGUGCUGAAGUUCCUGAAGCACGCCCAGAUGGUUGGGAUGAUCAUCCAAAAAUACUCGUACUUCAUUACGUCUCUGGACCUGCACACGCUGCCCCUGGAGGACUUCCUCUACAGCGGGAGCAACAUCACCGGCCUGCGGCUGGUGCGGCCGACGGCGGCGGUGGCUCCAGGAUCCUUAUACCUGCCGCCGUCCGCCGAACUCACCACGGAGGCCGCCCUGACCUGGGACGCCGUCGAGCUGCUGGCCAGAGCGCUGGACAGCCUCUACGGCUCCGGCGGGCCGGGCAGCUUCAACGUCAGCAGAGAGCCGCUGGACUGUGGCACCCAGAGCGCCUGGAAGCACGGAGAGACGCUCAUCAAUUACCUGCUGCAGGUUCAGUUUGAUGGUCUGACGGGACACGUUUCGUUCGACUCGGGCGGACUGAGGCGCUCGUUUCAAUUGGACAUCAUCCAGCUCCAGGAGCCCGCACUGGUAAAGAUUGGAUCGUGGUCGCCAAGCGGCAUAGAGACCAUGAACUUCGACCUGGCAGAGAUCAUCAACAGGAAAAAUCAAACCAUCAUCGUCACCACAGUCAUGAAGCCGCCAUACACGAUGCUCAAGCCAUCCUCGGACCAGAAGCACGGAAACGACCGCUACACGGGGAUCUGUGUGGAGCUGAUGGACAGGCUCGCCGAGAUCCACAACUUCAACUACACGCUGAUCGUCAACCCGGAGGGCACCGCCGGGAAGCCGGACAGCGAGGGCCGCUGGAACGGCAUGAUCGGAGACCUCCUCAGCGGGAAAGCGCAUCUUGCCAUCGCUGACCUGACAAUAACGGCUACGAGAGGGAAGGCCAUCAACUUCACCACCCAGUGGAUGAGUCUAGGUAUCAGCAUGGUGUACACCAAGCCCUCCAAGCAGCCGCCGUCGCUGUUCUCGUUUCUGGCGCCCUUCUCCAAGGAGGUGUGGGCCUACAUGGGCAUGGCCAUGGUGGGCGUGUCGCUGCUCAUGUUCGUCCUCGCCAGAUUCAGUCCUUACGAGUGGCAGAACCCGCACCCCUGCGACGACGAGCCCGAGGAGCUCGAGAACAUUCUAACCACGCGCAACAGCUUCUGGUUUGCCAUUGGUUCGCUCAUGCAGCAGGGGUCCGAUAUUGCGCCCAAGGCCAUGUCGACCCGCAUGAUUGCCGGCAUCUGGUGGGGCUUCACACUCAUCAUGAUCUCCUCCUACACGGCCAACUUGGCCGCCUUCCUCACCAUCGAGACGCGGUACUCGCCCAUCGAGAGCGUCGGCGACCUGGUGAAGCCGCGCAACAAACACAUCAAGUACGGGCUCUACGAGAAGGGCUCCACGGCCGACUUUUUCAAGCGCUCCAAGGUGGAGCCCUACAUGGAGAUGUGGGAAGUGAUGAACAGCACAGAGGAGUUCCGAGCCAGCGACGAGGACGGCAUCAACAGCGUCAUCAAGGCCAACGGCAAGUUCGCCUACUUCAUGGAGUCGUCGUCGAUCGAGUACUACGUAGCGCGCCGCUGUCAGCUGACCCAGGUCGGCGGUCUGCUCGACAACAAGGGCUACGGCAUCGGCGUCGGACCCCAGUCGCCGAUCCAGGCCUCUGACCUGAGCGUCACCAUCAUCCAGCUGCAGGAGGAGGGCUACCUCUCCAAGCUGAAGCACAAGUGGUGGAAGGGAGAGACCGGGGGAGUCAACUGCGACGCCAAGGAGAGCACCGCCACGGCCCCGCUGUCGCUGAAGAACGUGGGCGGCGUGUUCGUGUGUCUGGUGCUCGGUCUCUGUGUGGCCACCAUGGUCAGUAUAGCCGAGUUUGUGCUGGAGGCCUACAAAACCAGCCGGGAAGAACGGGUGCCUCUGCUGACGGAGAUCAGCCGCGAGCUGCAGUUUGUGUUCCAGUUCCGCGGCAACACCAAACCAGUCAAACGGCCCGUGACCAGCUCCGCCGACACGGAACAGGAGGGUUUCAUCCCCUUCAGCACCGAAAGCUCGCUGCAGUACGCGCCCACCGGGUAUGGAUUCUCAGCGGUCAUGACCUGAGCUGACCCGACGGUCACGGCUGACUUCGGGGUCAACAUAGCGGUCAUAUGACCUGAGCUUACCCGAAGGUAACAGCUGGCCCCGGGUCACUACAUACAGAGGUCACCCGGGAUCACCUUAUCGGUCACAACUGACCUGAGGUCACCAUAGCGGUCACAGUGAGCCUGAGGUCGCUAAAGCCUUCAAAACUAACCUGAGGUCACCAUAGCGGUCACGGUUAAUGAGGUCACCAGAGGUCACAGCCGGACGCGUGAUCAUCGAGUGCCUUUGGUAGUGCUGAUGAUGCGAGAAACUCGUAGUUUUAUGAAGCGGUGAAAACGCCUCGAGGCGACAGUCUGAGGCGAGUGAAAACAAUUUAAUCAUUGCGUGUGAUGAGGGUGUGAUCCGGUGAGGGUGUGGUCGUUUUGUAACUCUGGUCACAAUAUGUUUGUGCCUUUUUGCCGCCGCUCGUGGAUGAGGUGAUUUUGAUAAGCCUUUGCGAGUUGGUUGCUGCCCCAGGGACAAAGUGUUGCGGUGCCAGCCCAGUGAACGCUCGGCGUGGGGGCUGAGUGCAGCUGGGAAAGCUGUGAUGCAGCUUGGUUCUGGAUCAGCGCUCCGUGAUCAAUUAAAAACGCUUUGGCGCGUUUGGUGCGCCAGCCUAUACUCUGUUCCGUUUCAAGUUUGCAGCCGAAGUGCCCUGCUGAAAGCAGUGCGUGAUUUCUGUAUAUACAGCUCUUACUUACAUUUUAAGACAUAAAUUGUUGAGCGGAGGAGCGAUCUGCCGUAGAAACUCCGACUGCAAGCUUGAUAUGGAACAGACUAUAGUCGUUAUCACUGGAUCGGACAUGUAGAGCUUAGUGAGCGCAAUUAUCACAAGCUUUCUUCAAAUCAUUGGCAUCACUAUGAGUGUUGAAAGUGUUUGGUUUUGAAUCUCGAUUAUCACAUAUGCAAUAAUCGAGAUUCAAAACCAAACACACGAGCCAAGUUUUUACGAGCGCUUAAGGGGUGAAUCAUGAGCUCGUAGAUAUUUUUACUGUAGGGUCGCAAGUUUUGUGUUGCGCUUUGGGGCCUGAUUCAGUUUCCUAUGGGCGGAGUUUGAGUUUGAGCAGUGUGGUAGUUGCGAUGCAGGAUAUCGCAUUGUGACAGGGCGUCCAUUUUUAUAUGCAUCAGCGCUGUGUGAGAACUCGUGCUGCACUACAGUAGCAUAGCAAUAGCAUAUGGUAAACACGCAGCGAGUCUUUUAAUUUUUAUCAUACAUAUUUCGGCGCCAUCUUGCAGUGAAUGUUGAGAUGUUGCUUAGCUCCCGCUGCACCACACAAUGUUUUGUGCAAAUUAUGUAAACAUCAAUAAAGCAGACUGUUAUAAAAAG